AACAGAGCAUGCUUUCAUCCCUUCAUGCAUUGUCGUAACUCCCAUGACGACUCUUAAAAGGGUGCCUCAGCUAGUCAGGGAAACAGUUGCCGACCAAAAGCGAUACAGCCUACUUGAUUCAGCUUUCUUGAAUGCCUAAUUAUUUCAACUUUCUAUCGGCCUGACCAAACGGGACCAUGUCUACCUUUGGCUACAGAAGAGAGCUUAGUAAAUACGAAUCCAUUGAUGAAGAUGAACUCCUUGCUUCUCUGACUGACGAGGAGCUAAAGGAGCUGGAGAGGGAGCUUGAAGAUAUUGAGCCCGACCGUAACCUUCCAGUGGGGCAAAGACAAAAGAAUCUAACAGAGAAAACUCCUACAGGAACUUUCAGCAGGGAAGCGUUGAUGGCCUAUUGGGAAAGAGAGACCAGAAAACUCCUAGAAAAAGAAAGGUUGGGGACAUGUGAAAAGGAUUCAAAGCAAGAAGAUGACAAUUCAGAAGAUACUGAGGAAGAAUAUUUCACAGGAACUAACAGUGAAAUUUCCGAGGAGGCAUACACUGAAGAGGAGGAGGAAGAAGAAAAAGAGAAAGCAGAAGGAAAAGAAGAAGUAGAAGAAGAAGAAGGAGAAGAAAGUGAUGAAGAUGACUCAGAACAAAAGGAAAAUGCUGCAAUUUGUGAAAGGACUGUGACUUGUGAAAGUGACAGGAGUUCUGACCACUCGAAACGCAAGAAAUGCAACAUCCAGAAGGAAAACGAAAAUGUCAUGAAUGGCGAUGGUGGCAAAGACACAGAAGACAUGAGCUUUAAAAUGGGUGCCAUCCACCCUUGUGGAAACCCAACCGUUAUUGAUGAUGCUUUGGAAAAAGUUAGGAACAAUGACCCUGACACCACUGAAGUCAACUUAAAUAACAUUGAAAACAUCACCAUACAGAUGCUGACACAUUUUGCUCAAGCCCUCAAGAACAACACAGUGGUUAAGAUGUUCAGUCUAGCCAAUACUCAUGCUGAUGAUAGUGCGGCAAUUGCUAUUGCUGGGAUGUUAAAAGUGAAUCAGUAUAUAACGAGUCUGAACAUUGAUUCAAAUUUUAUCACAGGCAAAGGGAUAUUGGCCAUUAUGAGAGCUUUGCAGCAUAACAAGGUUUUAACAGAACUACGAUUCCACAACCAACGGCAUAUCAUGGGCAGUCAGGUUGAAAUGGACAUAGCUAAACUGUUGAAAGACAAUACCACGCUGGUGAAGCUAGGGUACCACUUUGAGCUUGCUGGACCAAGAAUGAGCAUGACAAGUAUCCUCACAAGAAACAUGGAUAAACAAAGGCAAAAACGUAUGCAGGAGCAAAAACAGCAAGAGUCUGGUUGUGAUGGAGCAAUCAAUCCAAAGACCAAAGCCUUGCAGAAAGGAACUCCUGGGUCUUCACCUUACGCAUCGCCUAAGAGCUCACCUUGGUCCUCUCCAAAACUCCCUAAGAAAGCUCAGCCUGUCAAAAUCCAGCCUCCAGCUCCGCCUUCACCUCCUCCUCCCCCUCCCCCACCACCUCCCCCACCUCCACCCGUUGUUCCAGAGAAAAAGGCGCCAACAAGGAAUAUAGCUGAAGUCAUCAAACAACAGGAGAGCUCCAAGAAUGCCUUACAAAAUGGACACAAAAAGAAAAAAGGAAAAAAAACCAAAAAGCAUGAGAAUAGCAUAUUGAAAGAAAUUAAAAAUUCCUUAAGAUCAGUCUCAGACAAGAAAUCAGAAGAAGGAUCGCGACCCUCUACCCGACCCUCCACCCCACAAAUGUCUCUUCAUGAUAGCCUUAUGGAAGCAAUUCGGGGAAGCAGCAUAAAACAGUUAAAGCAGGUGGAAGUUCCAGAAGCUCUUCGAUGAAAGCAUGCAAUAUAGAAGAACCAAAGCUCUACAGUGGUCAAGGGAAGGUUACUGAGUUAUUCAAUGAUGGUAAAUAGACUAUAUUGUGAGCUGCUUCCAAAGAGAUAGACCUAUUAAACAUUAACCAACGCUUUAAGAAUGCAUAAGCCUUGUAAUCUGUAAAUAUGAAAAUAAACAUCUUUUUUUAUUUAAUGAGAUUUCUAUUGGAGAAAUAGCAGUUUAUUUAGAUAUUCUUUUCAAUAUCUGAGUGAUUGCACAUCACUGGACAUGUUCUUUACAUUGAGAUGUAAUUGUUUAGUGAUCUGUGUUUUUUUUUCUUUUUUCAUGAAUUUACAAUAAAUGUGGUUUGAAGUUUUUAAGCAACCAAAA
Molecule: messenger RNA, 2216 nt
Organism: Gopherus flavomarginatus (Mexican gopher tortoise)
Lineage: Eukaryota; Metazoa; Chordata; Testudines; Testudinidae
Gene: LMOD2
Product: leiomodin 2
Exons: 3
Coding region: 177-1847 (556 amino acids)
Biological process (GO): pointed-end actin filament capping; myofibril assembly; muscle contraction
Cellular component (GO): myofibril; striated muscle thin filament
Molecular function (GO): tropomyosin binding
Source: RefSeq, a predicted model, not a curated record